CACUCAAAUCCAUUGAGAAACACCAAAGUUACAGUCAAUUGAAUGCCAUAUGAAAUGUAUGGGUAGGCUGCCCCCUUAAGCUGUUGAUAUACCUCGGGCCGUCUACACCUUCCGCUUUUUUGCCUCAACCAUCACCCACCAGAUUAACACAUCUACUGUUCAGCCGCAGUUCAAUCCUGUCAACUACAGCACUCAGACACCGAUCGGUGUGGCUGGUCUAAUCAGCCCCUGGAAUCUACCGCUGUACUUGCUGACAUUCAAGAUUGCCCCAGCCCUGGCUGCGGGCAAUACAGUUGUGGCAAAGCCCAGUGAAAUGACAUCAGUCACUGCAUGGAUGAUGUGCAAGGUGUUCCAGGAAGCAGGCCUGCCAGCCGGUGUGUGCAACGUGGUGUUUGGCACCGGCGCAGUCACUGGCCAGGCGCUGACCUCGCACCCAGAUGUACCUGUCAUCUCAUUCACUGGUGGAACGGCAACGGCCGAGGUGAUUCGUCGCACCAUAGCGCCGUUCAAUAAGAAAGUGUCGCUGGAGCUGGGAGGCAAGAACCCAUCCGUGGUGUUUGAGGACGCUAAUCUAGAUGAGUGUGUUGCAACACACCUGAGGUCCUGCUUUGCCAACCAGGGAGAGAUCUGUCUGUGCACUAGCCGCGUCUUCGUUCAGGACACUAUCUACGAUCUGUUUGUGGAGAAAUUCGUGGCUGCAACACGCACUCUGACAGUGGGUGAUCCGAAAGCAGCCGGCACCAAGGUCGGUGCCUUGAUCAGCGCUGAGCAUCGUGACAAGGUGAAGUCGUACAUUGAGAUUGGCCGUAAGGACGGACGCGUGUUGUGCGGUGAGGGUGUGGAUGCACCAGUGCAGUUGCCAGAAGGAUUGCAAAAGGGGUACUAUGUUCAACCCACUGUGAUUGUAGGCUGUCCAGAUUCCUCACGCUGUAUGCAGGAAGAGAUAUUUGGUCCUGUUGCAUGUAUCAGCAAGUUUCAUUCACAAGAGGAGGUGAUAGAACGUGCCAAUGGUGUCAAGUAUGGCUUGGCAGCGUGUGUCUGGUCGAGAGAUAUCUCCAGAGUGCACACUGUUGCUCAUGAACUGCAUGCUGGGACUGUGUGGACAAACUGUUGGAUGGUGCGUGAUCUGAACAUGCCCUUCGGAGGCAUGAAAGCCAGUGGUACAGGACGAGAGGGAUUCAAGGACUCCAUGGAGUUCUUCACCGAGUCCAAGACAAUCUGCAUCAAGAUGUGAUAUCUGAGCGUAGGCUGAGCGGCACAUGACCUGAUACCUCUGCCAUACACAUGCACAUGUGUGUGAUUGGACACGAUCACAGAAGGACUGGUUGUGCAAGUGCAAGUUACAGUGCUCUGGAAGAGACAACUGUGAGUUUUCCCUGAUGGUGUCGCCAUGCAUAGUACAGUGCUGUGAUUUGCUCAUUGCUAUUAUGCCAAGAUGGCCAACUACAACUACAAGGGGACGUACCAAGAUGGCCAUCUACAAGGGGACGACUUGCACGUGUGCAUAUGCGGCUCUAGUCAUGUAGGUACUGCGGCGGGCAUAGGCACAAUCGGCGUUCACCUGUGCCAUAGUGUGUUGUCUGACAUGCCUUGGUGUUGGCUGCGGGCAUCCAGCACACCUACCUGUGUCACCAGUGUGUGUGUGUAGGCAUUUCUAGUUUUGUUUCCGUAGUCACUUCAGUUGUAGGGUCAGGGCAUGCUGUAUGUAUUCUGUGUUGUGUAGUACAACGUGCAGUGCAGUAUGCAUGCUGUGUUGUGUAGUACAACGUGCAGUGCAGUAUGCAUGCUGUGUUGUGUAGUACCUAGUACUAGCAAUGUUGCACGGAUGUGAGAAGCAUCAUGUACAUGCGUGAGUGUGACACUGGCAAUUAUUUGUUCUGUGCAUUCUACCUCGAAGUAACUUUCCUACGAUUUCAUAGUCAUUGAGUGAAAUGCUGUAUGAAUAAGUGAAAAAUGCUAACCUAAGUAUCUAUUAUUGCACGAUUAAAGAGGUCAAUAUAUGAAAUAUAGAACGAGUAAAAGACCGAGGUCCCCCGAGGUCUUUUACGAGGUCUAUAUUUCAUAUAUUGACCGAUUAUGAGGGCAAUAAUAGAUUUAUCACGACAUAGCAUACCUAAAACUGUUUUUGCUUAUAUACAGUAUUCGAAAUUGUUGGCAAAGAUGAUGGCUGGAUUUAUGUUUUAAGGAUUUUUCUUGAGUUUGUCUCUGGUUUUGAUUGUACAAGUACAUUAAUUUUAGGCUAGAGGCCGAUAAAGGCUAUUCGUUCUAUGGCGCUUAUGAUUGCAUUUCUUUUUGCUUUGUACUUUUAAAAUGUCUUACAAUCCAAUCUUUUCCUGUUUCUUGUUAAUAUAAACUUGAAAUCUG
Sycon ciliatum is the source of this 2364-nucleotide messenger RNA. Its product is annotated as 2-aminomuconic semialdehyde dehydrogenase-like. The transcript has 11 exons. Bases 314 to 1234 code for a protein of 306 amino acids. The record is from RefSeq and is a predicted model, not a curated record. Gene Ontology annotation, molecular function: oxidoreductase activity, acting on the aldehyde or oxo group of donors, NAD or NADP as acceptor. Lineage: Eukaryota; Metazoa; Porifera; Calcarea; Leucosolenida; Sycettidae.